ACAGUGACAAUAACAGACAAAAGCCCAGAAAAAAAGAGGGAGAAAUGUCUUCUAGCACCCCAAUGAUACGUUUAUUUCAGUUUCUUGUUGACUUAUGCACUUUGCACAUUGGUUGUUUCUCUUUAAGACUUCAUCCUCCACCUCCAACAAUUUUUUUUCGUAAUGGAGGGUACCUCAAGCCUCAGGAUGAUUGAAGAACUUCAAGAAGCGUCAAUGGAUAUGGCUAUAGCAGAAGCUCCAAUGAUUGGCCUUCAGACAACGGAAGAAAACAUUGAAAGUUCAAUAUGCAAUGCCAUGGAAGAUGAAGAAGCUGAAAAUGAGGAGACUAUCUGCCAAACUUCUUCAGAUACAGGAGUCAUUAACAUGAGUUCUAGUUAUGUAAUAGUAGGCCUAACUGAAAGACCUGCAGCCAAUGCAACGGCAGAUGCAGUUCAAAACGAUCAAUCAAUCUGCCAAGGUUCUGCAGAACCUGGACCGGUGACGGACACGAGUGUUAGUGACAUAGUCGUUAAACCUAUGGAAAUUCAUCUUCCCUACAGCAUCUCCAGAAUUAUUUUGACAAUUCAAAAAUUAACCAAGGACAGCCGAACAUUGGUGGUACAAAAGAUUCCUGAUUCAUAUGAAAUUUCUUCUGAAUUUUUUGGUCACAAAUUCAAUGAAGAUGAUGUUUUUAAUCUUCAAGAGAACACGAAAUUUUACGUUAUGUCUGUACGGGAGAGCAAGACUGAAGAAUGUUUCAUUUUUACCAUACGUGAAACUGGCCAAGUCGUAAAUGUGAAAAUUCGUACAUUGAACCAUGGCCUGCUCUAGUUGUACGGCUGUGUGGGCCAAAGAGAGGUUUUCCUGCCCCUUCCCUGUUACCAUAUAGAACAAAGAACAUAAUAGCCAGAAAAAAUGAAAAUGUUGAAGUGGUAUUAUUUAUCUUAUGUUGAAUGAUUCACAUAUUUCUUAGUUACAAAUGUUGUAAAAUUUAUUGUGAUUUCUGUUUGGGGAUUUAAAUUGUAAUAAUCUAAUUUUUAAAUAAAAUUAUAUUUGGGAUUUAAAACAA
Molecule: messenger RNA, 1048 nt
Organism: Daphnia pulicaria
Lineage: Eukaryota; Metazoa; Arthropoda; Branchiopoda; Diplostraca; Daphniidae
Exons: 5
Coding region: 163-810 (215 amino acids)
Source: RefSeq, a predicted model, not a curated record